UAGUGUUCCCCUAGAUCCAGAUGCAUUCCAAAUUUUUGGUGUCGGGUUUAGUCUGAAACAUUCAUUCAUUCGCAUGCGGCAGCAUAACACACAGAAAUCAAUACGCCAUUGACCCAACACAAGGGUACCCACCAUCUCCGUCCCCCCAACUCUUUUCCUAUUUGGUUCGUUCCCCUUCAUUUUACGUUUCUCGUUUUUCUCUCCUCUCCCAUCACUCAUCCCCUGAUACAUGCCGCUUACACAUGCUGUUCGGUGUCCGUAACACAGACUCUUCUUCCUCCAAUUGUAGGAUUGUUGUUUACGCUAUAUUCACACAUUACAAUUCAAUUGUGAACAGUUAGGUUUUUUGAAUUUAGAAAUGCAGCAGGAUUCUGCCUCUGAACAGGAACCCGAUGAUUCUGAAUCUGAACCCGAAUUUGUUGAUCUUGAUCCUUCCGGUCGUUACGGCAGGUACAAAGAGGUUUUGGGAAAAGGAGCUUUCAAGAAAGUUUACCGAGCAUUUGAUGAAUUGGAGGGGAUUGAAGUAGCUUGGAACCAGGUUAAAUUGGCUGAUCUCUUGAGGAAUGCUGUGGACUUGGACCGUCUUCAUUCUGAAGUUCGUUUGCUUAAAACCCUCAAGCACAAGAAUAUAAUCAAAUUCUAUAACUCGUGGGUUGACUCAAAGAAUGAGAAUAUCAACAUCAUUACUGAAAUUUUCACUUCCGGGACUUUAAGACAGUACCGUAAAAAACAUAAGAAGGUUGAUCUCAGAGCACUUAAGAAGUGGUCUAGGCAGAUAUUGGAGGGUCUCUCAUAUCUACAUGGUCAUGACCCUCCCAUUAUUCAUCGGGAUCUUAAAUGUGAUAACAUUUUUAUCAAUGGUAACCAAGGGGAGGUUAAGAUUGGUGACUUGGGACUCGCUGCAAUUCUUUGCAAGGCUCGUGCUGCUCAUAGUGUCAUUGGUACACCAGAAUUCAUGGCGCCAGAACUUUAUGAAGAGGAAUACAAUGAACUAGUAGAUAUUUAUGCCUUUGGAAUGUGCCUGCUGGAACUGGUGACUUUUGAAUAUCCUUAUGUUGAGUGUGCCAAUGCUGCUCAAAUAUAUAAGAAAGUGACAGCAGGAAUUAAGCCUGCCUCAUUGGCAAAAGUGAAGGAUCCAAGAGUUAAAACAUUUAUAGAAAAAUGUAUUGCGGAUGUUUCUGAGCGGUUGCCUGCCAAGAAACUAUUGACAGACCCAUUUCUCCUUUCUGAUGAGGAUUCUGGAAACGUUGGUCGAUCUUUGAGCUUCAAUUCCAGACAUGCAGGUAACUAUGUCAUCACACCUUUUCUAAAAUGUCCCAUCAUUUAUUUUUGUGGCAUCUUUACAGAUAUGUGUGCUGAUCAGUCUGAUAGUGGAAGAAGUACAAAAGACCCUUUGCCUGAAGGAGGCAGAGAUUUCACGGUGCAGGGCCAAAGGAAGGACCUAAAUACCAUAUUUCUUAAACUUCGAAUAACUGAUUCAACAGGUCAUAUUAGGAACAUUCACUUCCCUUUUGAUAUUGAAGUUGAUACGGCGAAUGCCGUUGCUAGUGAAAUGGUCGAAGAGCUGGACCUGACAGAUCAGGAUGUUUCAGCGAUAGCAGCAAUGAUUGAUUCUGAAAUUCGGUCAUAUAUCCCAGAUUGGGCACCAAGAGAAAGCUCUAGCAACCAAAUUACUGAUGAAGUUGCUCCUGACAGCCGUACUUCUGGAGUCCAAGAUGGUGCUCCUCCCUUAACAAUUGAUCCCCGAGAUGAUGCUCCUCCCUUAACAAUUGAUCCCGCUCUUUUGGGUAGUCUUGUGUUGGAAAGACUUCCUUCAGGUCGAAAAUACUGGUCUGAUUCACCGAAAACAGCCAGUAAUGGCAGCUCUCCACUAAGACCGGGGCCUUCAAACACAUCACAGACCGAUUCACCGACUCGUGAAGGUAGCUGGACGGAAGAAAAUGAAGAAUCACCUGUUAUCCUGAGAGAGGGAGGGAAUUCACAUUAUGAAUCUGAGACUUACAUUGAUGAUGAUGCCCGUGUUCACCGUGAUUCUUACUUUGGUGGCAAUGAUCAUUCUGUGGAUCCUAGUUAUGCAAGCGGGACUCUUUCAUCAGAGGAAAGAAAUAACAUGAUCAGCAACAAGUACUCAGCUGAUAUCAGACAAAUCACCAAGGAACUCGAGAAGCUGCUUGAUCUGCAGCAAAAGGAGCUAAAUGAUCUCAAGAAGAAACAUGACUCGGCUAUCUCAGAUCUUCUAAGCAAGCUUCCUCCUGAGAUCCGUGGCAUUUAUGAUCACAAAAUAUCUUCCCAUAAUUUGCAUUGCUGAUGUGACUGGCUCAAGUUGCUGUUUUGUCUUUUGUCACUCAACUGUGAGCAAUUCUUUGAUUGUGCCAAUGACCUGAUUGACCCUGAAAGGUCCCAGAGAUAUCCCGGAAUGCUGAAAUUAUUUAUUUUUGCUGACAAUGGUCACAUGCAAAAUUGAGAACCUAUGUUUACAUACAGAUUCAGCACUUGUCAAGGUUAAAAAUCAGUUCAGGGUCAGGAAUUGAGGUAAUAUUGAAAGAGGAGACAGGGAAGCAAUGUGCCGCGAUUGGUGGUUCCAUUUUCUUUGUUAGUUUUAGUGUACAAGUUUCGUAUUUGCUCGCAGCUUAUGCACAAUGCGUCUGCAAGGCAUGUUGCAGCUAAAAAUAGGUCCUUCAAUUUCAUGGAAUUGUAUACCGGUACAUAUUUACCUGAGUAUUUAGGUAUUGAAAUUAUGCAAGUUUCUUUAGUUUUA
Messenger RNA from Capsicum annuum, 2758 nucleotides. RefSeq names its product probable serine/threonine-protein kinase WNK3. Lineage: Eukaryota; Viridiplantae; Streptophyta; Magnoliopsida; Solanales; Solanaceae. The record is from RefSeq and is a predicted model, not a curated record. The transcript has 7 exons. Gene Ontology annotation, molecular function: protein serine/threonine kinase activity; ATP binding. Bases 359 to 2308 code for a protein of 649 amino acids. Gene Ontology annotation, cellular component: cytoplasm. Gene Ontology annotation, biological process: protein phosphorylation; intracellular signal transduction.